AUGAUGGACGAACGCACACGCAUGCAAUUUAAGAAUUACCAUGCAGGUCGAGCAGGAGCAAGCAAGCAAAGAGAAGGACAAGGAGAGUACACUUUCUACCGAUCGAUCAAGAAACAAGCCGACCAUCUAUACAACUUGUGCGAGAAGCAUGAUGAGUCCCUCCAAGAUUACAUCAAAAGGUUAAAGGAAGAGAAAACCAACAUUGUGAGAUGCAAUGACCGAAUCACAUCCUCUGUCUUCAAGAAGGGUCUACCGAAUAACAUCCUCUGCCUUCAAGAAGGGUCUACCGAAUCACAUCAUCUUUGA
Molecule: messenger RNA, 306 nt
Organism: Prunus armeniaca (apricot)
Lineage: Eukaryota; Viridiplantae; Streptophyta; Magnoliopsida; Rosales; Rosaceae
Source: the annotation of a GenBank genome assembly